AUGUAUCCCGCGCUCCAAGUGCAGCGCGACCACAUGGCACAGCAGACGGCGAAGUCUCAGCAGGCUGGGCCUCGUCGACCACACCACACACCACAUCACCACCAGAACACAGUUCGGGCCCGUGCAGAUCGUGCCCGUCCUCUACCGGAGACACCUCGCAAACCUCAUCAUCCGGAUCGGAACCCCUGCGACGCCGGCAUGACGAAGGCGUUGCCUCGCAAGCCAGUCUCUCGUCCACCGCUCCGGGACAUCCAGCCCAAUGUCUGUGACUACCGCUCGACGGGCCCUUCGCAGCAGGGUUCGACGCGUAGGGCUUCGUCGGUGGCAAUGUCGCAGGCGCACUCUCGCAUGUCGGAAAUGUACACCAUGAUUGACGACCACCUGGCGUGGAACAUGUCGUCGUCGGACCUUGAAGCUGCUCGUCCGGGGAGCUCGGGGACCAUGUUUCUCGACUUCGACACCGACGGGGAAAUGGAAGUGAGCUAUCGCAACGGCGUGAAUAAGAAGCUGCCGACGCCUCCUGUGCCGGCCAAGCCUACGCUCUCGCGGCACACUGCACUGCGCGGAGAGGUGGAGAGGGAAGUCCUCCCACGCAAGCAGACGAAGAGGACGUGCGAGGUCGAGAAGCGAAAGCCGCUCCCUCCACGCCCUUCGUCCUCGUCGCGCCAUGACUCCGUCAUCUCGUCCGGCCGCCUGGAGGACGAGAAGAUCGACCGGCACUUGGACGCUCGACCUCUGCCUCGCGUCCCGCCCAAGGACUCUCGACGCACACAGGUUCAAGACCGAGUCGCUCGACGCUCAUGCCCACCACAAGUGCACAAAACGCAGAGCACGCGCCAGGCACCCUCUACCUCUGCCUCUCCAGCACCAUCACAACCCCCAAUGCAUUACUCGCCGUCUUCCCACCACACAGCACCCACGUCCCGCGGUCGAACGACCUACAUCGAUCCCUCAGGCCUACAAGUGCGCUACCACGCCCCGCCCUCCCCUUCCCCUUCCGCAGCAGGUACAGCAUCCAAACCCGCGUCGCGAGCCUACGUCUCAGGCUACGACCCAGCGACCAACUACGCGUACGACUACGACGGCCGCACCAUGCACGUGCACGGCUCGCCGACGCCCUCGCGCCCAGGCAGCCACACGUCCGAGUACUUCGACAUCAGCGCGUCGACGUACCGUUCCGACGUCGGGCUUAGGUUGGUCGAGAAGCCGUUGCCGCAUCCCCCACAGGGAGCUGCGCGGCUGCCGGAGCCGCCGUGUGCGGAUGCGAAGAAGCGGCAUGGGGUGAGGAGGUUUGUGCAUAAGCUUUUGAACAAGUUGGAUGGGUUGGGCGUUAUGAAGGAUCUUUCGUCCCAUCAGCGGCACUCUCGCUCGUCUAGGGGUGGGGGUAAGACGCAGACGUGGAUCGAGAAUGGCUAUGUGACGUAA
Ascochyta rabiei is the source of this 1425-nucleotide messenger RNA. RefSeq lists its product as uncharacterized. NCBI's taxonomy places the organism in Eukaryota, Fungi, Ascomycota, Dothideomycetes, Pleosporales, Didymellaceae. Bases 1 to 1425 code for a protein of 474 amino acids. The transcript has a single exon. The record is from RefSeq and is a predicted model, not a curated record.